GUUUUGCCUUGCUCUCUGGGUGGUUGAACACUCUGAACAAGGUUGUGAAGCGUGAAAAGACACCACUGCCCUGCACCCAGGUCACCAUCCCUCUGGUGUUAUCCCCAGACCGAGAUCAUGAUCUCAUGAGGCAGACUGAAGGACGGGUGCUUAUCUUCAGCCAUCAGGUGGUCCCUGACCAUCUAAGAACCAAGCCUGACCCUGAGGUUGAAGAGAAAGAGAAGCAACUUAAGACACAUGCUGCCUGCAUUGGUGCUGAUGCAGCUCAGAAGCAGAUCCAGAGCUUGAAUACAAUGUGCUCAAACCUUCUGGAGAAAAUCAGCAAAGAGGAGCAAGAAUCAGAGAGUGGAGGUCUCUGGCCAAACAAGCGGACAUUUAACCCCGCAGACACCAAUGCCCUGGUGGCAGCUGUUGCCUUUGGGAAGGGGCUGUCCAAUUGGAGACCUUCAGGCAGCAGUGGUCCUGGCCAGCCAGGUCAGCCAGGAGCUGGGGCCAUCCUUGCAGGAGCCUUGGGACUACAACAGGUGCAGAUGGCAGGAGCUCCAGGCCAGCAGCAGCCAAUGCUUAAUGGAGUGCAAAUGGCUCAAGCAGGUCAACCAGGGAAAAAGCCAAGUGGAAUAAAAACCAAUAUCAAGUCAGCUUCAAUGUAACCCUACCAGCGGUGAGUGUGGCCAGCAACCUCCAUUCCCAGGUGCUCUUUGCAGAAUUGGGCAGUGAAAUUAUC
Molecule: messenger RNA, 724 nt
Organism: Oryctolagus cuniculus (rabbit)
Lineage: Eukaryota; Metazoa; Chordata; Mammalia; Lagomorpha; Leporidae
Source: RefSeq, a predicted model, not a curated record